AUGGUUGCGAUCCUCAUCAUUCUCCGCUACCUACACGACCAACCUCUUUCUAAAUGGGCGCUUAACUCUGUGUCACCCAAUGCAGUGAUAUCGAUACUCGUUACCACCGGAAAGACAUCCAUGCUACUCGCGGUUGCAGCCGGGAUAGGUCAAUUGAAAUGGCGACACUUUCAACAUGUGCGGCCACUCAACGAGCUGAGCAUCUUCGACGAAGCAACUAGGGGCCCAUGGGGCGCUCUCGACUUCCUGUACACUAUGCGAGCACGAAAUGGCACGGCUACUGCCACCUUGGGAGCGUUCGUGAUACUCCUUUCACUCGCCAUGGAUCCGUUUUCUCAGCAACUUAUUACUUUCUACACACGGAAUGUUCCCCAAGACGGAGUCGCGCCUUGGUUAGCAACAGCUACGGCUUAUGACCAUAGCCACACCGUGGUUGGGACGGACAACGUCGGUUUCCAAAGCGCGAUCGUCACGGCUCUCCUUGGGUCGCCUCUUCCAUUCACAUAUGUCUGCACCACGGGAAACUGCUCUUGGCCAGACUUUGACACGCUUGGUAUAUGCAAUACAUGCCGAAACGUAACUGCAGACAGCACAGUCGAGAAAUUUGUUCUUCGAGCCGUAGACCACUCGAAGGACGAGAACGGCACAGACGCGGUGGCCAAUGUGUACACCACACCGGGGGGCGUUCUGCUCAACGUAUCUGCUCCAUACCAAAUCAAUACUACGGACGAUUCACUUCCAUUUCUGAUCGACGAAGGCUCUCUAAUAACCGGUAAUGUGACUGAAGCUGCUUUCAACGGGGCCCUAAGUUGGAACGGAAGCAUCAUCACUUUCGCCGUGGCAAAUACCUCAAGAACGCCCGAUGCGUCAGAACCAGCUGGAAAUGGCAUCAACGGGCGAAAGACGUUGGUGUACAACCCAGCCGCCGAUAUACUGGAAUGUUCCAUAGAAUGGUGCGCGAAGUCAUUCAGAAACGUCAAAGUGGCAAACGGAUCCCUAAACGACUACACAGUCUCCAGCGUCCCACUAACCCCCGACGCCGCACACUCCACCCUCGACGACACCUUCUCCCUCAACAGCACGCUCGCCUUCACCGCCGCAGGCAUCCCCGACACGGCCUUCACCGUCGCGGUGACAGACUCCUUCGACGUGCAGGGCUACCUGGGAGCCUUCUUCUCCUUCCGCGUCGACCCCAGCGUCGAUUCCGGAUUGUCCUUCAACACGGGCUUGAGCCUCUUGACGCGGCAGAACACAUCGGCCGCCGUCGCCGCCGUCGCCGAUGCGUUGACGCUCCAGCUACUCGUCGGGCCAAACUCGACGCACCACCAAGGUACGGCGUACACUGCGGUGGUUUACGUCGGGGUCCGCUGGCUGUGGAUCAUACUGCCUGCAACGCUGUGCGUGCUCGGCGGGCUGUUUCUGGGGUUGAGCUUGAGGCUGGCGGGGCGGCAUCGCGCGACGUUUGGGUGGAAGUCUGACGUUGUUCCGUUGAUGUUUCACGGUCUGAGCGGGUGGGGUGAUUUGGGGGUUGAUGACGGUCGGGAGAUGGAUGCCCUGGCGAAGGGGAUGAGGACGAGGUUGGCGAGGGAUGAGGGUGGGGAGUUGAAGUUUGUGAAGGUGAAGGAGGAAUGA
This is a messenger RNA of Diplodia corticola, 1632 nucleotides long. RefSeq lists its product as uncharacterized. Bases 1 to 1632 code for a protein of 543 amino acids. Lineage: Eukaryota; Fungi; Ascomycota; Dothideomycetes; Botryosphaeriales; Botryosphaeriaceae. The transcript is spliced from 3 exons. The record is from RefSeq and is a predicted model, not a curated record.